Molecule: messenger RNA, 495 nt
Organism: Priapulus caudatus
Lineage: Eukaryota; Metazoa; Priapulida; Priapulimorpha; Priapulimorphida; Priapulidae
Exons: 2
Coding region: 62-421 (119 amino acids)
Source: RefSeq, a predicted model, not a curated record
CCUCGCAGGGGAUGGGAGGAAUGACUUCCCACGGCACUGCGCAAAAUUCCUCACAUACUCAAUGGCAUGUGCGGACUCACAUGCCAUCCUGGACGUAGAAAUUGUGGAUGUGAGGGAGGCAGAUCUGCGAAGCCCUAACAUGGAAAUCAUUGGAAUGAAAAGGGCGUUAGAUUUCCUGAAGGAGAAGCUACGCAUAAGUGAGGUCGUCACGGAUCACCACCCGCAGAUAACGGCUUAUUUGCGACGUAGUGAGCCACAGAUCACGCACCAACUGGAUGUCUGGCAUGCAUCGAAGAACCUGGCCAAAAAGAUAACAGCUGUUGGUAUCAAUUGCACAUAUUCUUUCUACUCAAUCAUCCAGCUAGCUUUGCAGCUAGGUUGGUUAUUGCAUUUCUUCGGGUUAAACUGCAUCUCAUAUUGAAAGUCGAUGUCUGAUUUGGUUCUGAGCUUUGCUGAGAGACAACCGUAAAUAUUCUUUGCCGUUCUGUGCAUGUA